AUGCAGCACUUCAGCCCGUGCCAUCAGCUACAGAACUGCGAGCUGGAGGACGCGUGGAUUCCACGCCGUGCACGCUCCAUUCUCUUUUUCCUGGUUGUCGUCAGGCGUUCAGAACAGAGCCAGCCACCGGACGCAGGAGACAUGGGCCGGCUAACCUCUAGCUGCGAAGCCUUCGUGGUACUUCUGCUCGUAUCGACAACGUCAGGCACAGUGAUAUUCCCGGAUGCUGAGCCCUGCACGCUGGACACGGGCGAGCAGGGCCGCUGUCUGCCGCUGCCCGAGUGCCCGCCAGUGCUGGAGACGAUCAGGGAAAAGCGUCCAGUUUCGUGUGGCUUUGAGGGAUUUACUCAAAUUGUGUGUUGCCCGAAGAGUCAAGACACCACGCUAACGGAAAACGUAGUGGACAUUUCCCCUCCUCCAGAAUACGACGCACUGGAUUGCGGGAAAAGUGCGGUUAAGCUCAUCCACAGUUUCGGACCAAGUUUCGGGCUACCGGGCAGCGUCGUCUCCUUGAGCCGAAAGAGGCGAGCUAAUGUCCCCCGGCUGUCACUGGCGGAUAAAGCUCCCAUAACUAUACCGCCCCCAGUGGUUGGUGGUCAGACCUCUCAAAGGUCUGCUUGGCCAUGGAUGGCACUGAUUGGGGAAAGAGACGCAGAGGGCAUCAACUGGUACUGCGGCGGGGCGCUAAUUAAUGAAUACUGGGUCCUCACGGCGCUCCACUGCUUCCACAACAAAAAAGCCGAGGUGGUGCGUCUUGGCGAACACGAUUACAACAGCGACUUAGAUGGGGCUAACCCCGUAGACAUUCCAGUGGCAGAGGUGAUACUGUAUCCUGACUACAUUUUCCGACAGGGCUACCAUGACCUGGCCUUGCUCAGACUGGAGCGCAAAGUCACGCUGCAGACAUUCAUCUUACCAGUGUGUCUGCCUUGGGGCAAUAAGAGCGAGGAGAGCAUCGUCAACACCCAAGCAACAGUCGUGGGUUGGGGAUUAACCUUGUUCGGGGGGUUCCCAAGCUCAGAGCUGAUGGAGGUGGACGUGCAGGUGUUCCCUUCCUCCAGAUGCAACAACAGCUACUCCUCCCUCCCUCAUUACCCAGACCAGUGGCCGCGCGGCAUCGGGGAGGAGACCCUGUGUGCCGGAGAUGAAGAAGGAGGCAAGGACUCCUGCCAGGGAGACUCUGGUGGACCUCUGGUCACUCAGGACAGCCGAGGGCGCUACGUGGCGGCGGGCGUCGUGUCGCAAGGCUUCGGGUGUGGUCACAAGGAUUACCCCGGCCUGUACGCCAACCUGCGCCACCCAGCCUACCUCGCCUGGAUCAAGAAGAUGGCUUUCGCUCCUCAAUGAGGGGUGCCCGGUGACGGAGGCAAUGCUGUGGGAGGUCAGGGGGUCGAGGUGGGGGAGAGAAGAACCAUGUUUUAGCAAUCUUUACUGGCACAAAGAAAUAUUAUGUCCUCCACAAAAUACGUUUUCAAACAGAAGCACCAUUCCCAUCCACAAGUAACUGUAAACGAUUAAGCUAUGAAUUAUUUUGACUUCCUUUUUUUGUGAGGGAUUGUUAUAGGUCUUUCUCGCUUCACACACUUCGAUUAAAAAACGUGUAUGCUGUCCUCGAAGCAUGUCCCUCGUGUGAUCUCCUUGCCCAGUCCCCUUCUACCUCCACGGCUGGCCCUCAGGCGCCCCCUCAGCUAUGCCCGAUGCUCCCACACCCUGCUUGCUGAGUAGCGAGUCACGGCAUAGUGUUAGCAGACCACCAAAAUUACACAUGGCCUCAUUUACGUAAGAUCUUGGCAGGGCUUUAAUUAAUGUAAAGUCUGCGGGGAAAUAUGUCUCGUGUGCUUUCUGGUCUUGUAAAAAUGUCGCAAGAAAAAGUGGCAACAUUG
Molecule: messenger RNA, 1883 nt
Organism: Scylla paramamosain (green mud crab)
Lineage: Eukaryota; Metazoa; Arthropoda; Malacostraca; Decapoda; Portunidae
Product: clotting factor G beta subunit-like
Exons: 10
Coding region: 1-1347 (448 amino acids)
Biological process (GO): proteolysis
Molecular function (GO): serine-type endopeptidase activity
Source: RefSeq, a predicted model, not a curated record